GCAAGAAUUCAUUAGCAUGAGUGGUUACUCCCUACGGUGACUUCCCGUACGAUUCAGCUCUUUUCGUUGACGUGUCCCUGUACCAUUGCGUCUCAGUUCUUGCACCUGUGCACAAUGGUGGAAGGCGACUGCGACAGCAACCAGCCUUCUCUGUAUCUGCUCGUUUUUUCUGGAAUAUUGGUUCUGCCAUACUACGCAUAGUGGACGACGAGUGCGAUGGUAACAAGACUUGAAUUCUACGUAGUCGUUUUUUUCUGAAAGCCCUACUCUUUGUACGAAACGCCAGCGUCCAUGUCUCAAACUCCCAUAGCUUCCUGUGAGAUGCACUAUGUUUUCACCAGAUGCAGCGAAGGUGGUCCUACGCGAACCUCGUGUCUCUUCGAGAAUUUUGGUUUAUGCACGAGACUGCUGCUAACUCGGUGACACGUCGUCGAAACGUAGUCGCUUCUGGAAGAGCACGGGAGAUUGCCCGAGAUCACUAUUUUUCAAAUAUCGUGCGUCGUCGUGGCAUAAAGCAGCUUGUUGUGUUCAAGAGCCAGUUGUGCUAGUUUCUGUUUUCGUCACUUGGUGGUUUGCUCGUCUCUUGCGGUGACCUUGUCUGGUGGGUGUUCUGUUUAUCCAGUUGAUGAUGCCGAGACAUCAUUCGCAUUGGUAGGUGUUUCUCGCGGUUGCGCAACCGAUGUUCCCCGCGGACUGGCGUGCGACUCUCUCAACGGCGACUCCGUUGCGUUUCGUCGGUGGCAAAGCUUGCGGGGCCACGGAGAACUAAAAAACCGAAAAAAAAACAGCUUCUGUGUUUGCCUUGCGUGCUUUCCCCUUGAGGAAGAUGGAAAAUAGCUGGCAGCCCUAAACGGUUUGACUGUCGGAGUUGCCGGUUUUUGUGUUUCCGUGGACAAGAUCGGCCGGGGCCUGCCGUUCUUGUAAAUUCAUUCCCUCCUGUCUUUUCACCACAUCGAGACAGUUGUUACACCAGAAAAAUAGCGGGUAAGAGUGUCUGAUUCACAAAACGCAAAGUGCAAGCCGAUUGAACCUUUCCGGGCGACUAGCAGCACUCUACUGUGUCCGUCGUUGUGGGGAGGUUCAUUUCCGCUUGCUGCCACUUUUUGCAGUCGCAAGCGCCGAAAGUUCGAGGCGUUUUUGACUUUCUGUCCGUCACUUCUCCGCAUUGGGGGUUUCCUUUUGACCGCUGCGCCAUUGUCUGAACGGCGUGGGCACUUUCUCUGCGUUGUCUGCGCCCCUUUUUUUCUCGCUUGUCUACGCCGUCCUCUUUUCUCCAGAUCCCCUGGAAGUUCUGCCCAAGCACUGUCCAAGAUGGCGGCUGCUCAGGAAACCGCAAUGGUGGUUCCGAAUGGAAGCGGCCUGGAGCUGCAGAACAGGAGCAGCGUUUCUCCGAACUCCGCCGUAGACACGGCGCCGCUUGCUGGCAGUUCUCAAGGGUCACGUCCGGCCACGGCCGUCGACGGAGUUGUGCCUAACAAGCAAGGAGUAGCGAAACCGGCGUCGCCGCAGGGAAAACAGAUUCCGAUUCCUUGCGGCCUCAAUCGGUACGUCCUCGCGUUCCUGUUCUGCAUUGUUGUUCUCAUGAAGGGUUGCACGUACUGGGGCUGGAACGGCAUGCAAGACAUGCUCUACAAGUCGGGAGCGUACUCGUGGGAGUGCUCUGUGGACUCUGCGGGUGCCGGAGUGAUCGUCAUCGGCGACAUCGAGUACCCGGACUGUCCAGGAAGGAAGAACAUGAUUAACAACUUGUACACGGCUACCUUCUCCGCACACUUCAUCUCCUCAGCCAUUUCGGGAGUCUUGCUCGACGCCGCAGGCCCUAAGAUCUGCAUGCUCAGCGCCAUCGCAGUCGAGGCUGCCGGCUGGCUGCUGAUUGGCUUCUCGUCGGAGAGCUUCCAGGGGUACUAUGCGGGCGGGGUGUUUCUGGGGGUCGCCGCGGACCCGGGGUACCUGCCCCUGCUCUCCAUGGCGAAUCUGUUUCCAGGCAACCAGUCGUUCAUCAUGGCCGUGCUCGGUUCGCUGCGUUCGAUUUCUUUCGCGGUCCCCGUCGUCAUGUCCGCCAUCUACCAGGGCGACGGCUUCGGCGAGAACGACUUCUGGAAGAUCGUCGUCUUCUACGUGGCAGUCUGCCUGGGCCUCGCGACCUGCAUCAGUCUGUUCACGGUUCCCAUGCAUGUCUUCAAGCCUCAGUCAGAGUUGGUGCAGGAGGCCGCGAGCGACGAGAAACAAGACGACGACAGUCCUAAGCGGCGUACCUCGUACACAGGCCCGAUGCUGCCGGCGGGCGCGGACGUCGCCUCCGAGCUGAAGGAAAUGUGUCACGACCUCUCUGAGGAGGCACCGGGCCGUCCACACGAAGCGGAGUCUGCUGGCUCGAAGACGCCCGAGACGGCGGCCGGGUCCUUCGUGGCGACGCUGAAGUCCAAGGAGUUCCUGCUCAUCGUGCCUUGCUUCGUGAUUGCGCUUCUGCGUGCGGAAUUCUACACCAAGAGCAACAAAGAGCAGCUGCAGGUGUCGACGACGUCGAACGUCUACCAGAUGUUCAGUGUCCUGAAUAUCAUGUCCUUCCUGCCAGGACCGGUCUUUGGGAAGAUGGCGGACAAGUUCGGCAUCCUGCCGGUGAUUACCAUUUUGAACGGAUGCGGCAUCCUUCUGUAUAUCUUCGUCAUGCCCAACGUCAUUGCAUGCAAAGCGAUCUCGACGGUGAUCUACUUCAUCUACUGCUCUUUCGUCCUCAGCAACCUGUACUGCUACGUGGCCAUCAACUUCCCGUCGGAGUAUUUUGGCAAGCUCACGGGACUCGCCUCCCUCAUUGGCGGGGUCUUCUCCCUUACGAGUAUUGGCUGGUACAAACUGUCUUCCGAGACCCUCAUCGACCUGGAGCCGUACAACUUCUUGCCGGCAGACGGCGUGAUGGUCUUCUUAGGCAUCGUCAACUGCUUCAUCAUCCUCGCCAUGUUUCGCGAGGCGAAAAAGAAGCGAGAGGCGGCCAACGACCGCAGUAGCCUGCUAGACGUGUCAGGAAAAGAGCCAGCGGACGAAGACCCGCGUGCACCGAGUCCAGAGGUCGCUGUGUAGAGCGCGUACUGUGUGUGGUGUGUCGAAAGCCCUCAACGCACAGAGUCGAAAAAAGCGACACGAGGAUACAGCAUCACAGGAGUCUAGGGACCGAGAAUGAUUCGAUUUUUUUGCCGGUGUCGCGAUAGGAACGAGAGGAGUCAGCUGGCUGCUCAGACAGCCCGUGAAAAAAACAUCUCAGUAACAGAGGGGUGUGUUCACACACAUGUACAUUUUCGACGCGGAUGUCGCGUCGGACAAAGGUGUUGCGUCAAAACGGUAAAACGAUGCUUUGCUGUCUUUGGCUCAUUUGAAACAGUGGGUGGUAUUAGAGUUGUUUCGCGACUCCCCCUCAGGGCUCUCUAGAAACGUACGGUGCUGUCGUGGCGCAGACACACGUACGCUCCAUGUAGACAUGCGGUGUGACAGGCUGGAGAGAAUCCCAUCACUCUUGUGAAGGUUCUCCCCGGGAUACACUCGGCUCCGUUUCCUGUUUUUCUCCCGUCGUGCUGAACGUUGCGGCUCUUGAGAGUCCUCACAAAAACACGGUGGGUGGUUAAUGUCAUUUGCUGUGUUUUGUGGUCCGGUAAACGAGUGGCUAGUGUGCUCAGUACAGAUUCAGAAUUGAGCUUAGGGAAGCGGGGUACAGUUAGGUCCUCAGUGCGGUGGGGUCCUACGUGCCCGUUCGCAUGCAUGUAGUUAAGAAUACGCUGUUGUCGACGCGUCUUCAGGAACUUGUUGACUUGCUUUUUACUCGAAAUCAUUUUUAAUUGCGUUCAUGUUGGAAACGGGCGUGGCCCCCUGGGGGUCGCCGCGGUUUAAGGAAUUCUCCCGAGGAAAGGUGUCGCGCGUGUGGCCGCACAGCUCGAGUGUUGUGUGUCGUCUGCUUCGUUGCUGGACCGGAGGAGGUUCGGUUCCAGAAACAGAGGGGCACAGACAGUUGCCGGCGGCCACACAAGUAGGCGAGGCGAAUGGUCCAGGGGCAAGGGUGACUUUCGGUUACUUGGUCACGGGGGAAGAUGCAGUCUUCGGGCGUGACACAGUGGAACGACACACACACACACGCACAUGCAAAACCGCUCGUGUUCACGGGCGCAACGCUUCGUCUCUUGGGCGCUGUUUAUCACUCUGCAAAACUCUCGUUGCUCAACCAGCGUGUGAUAACAAGAAUUCCCAACGAGCGGGACCGAGAGAUUUCGAGCGUGCAGACCCUCGUCCGGCACCGAGAAGCUCGUGUUCUUGAACCAGAUGGCCCCCUCAUAAACGUCCUUUAUUUUUGUUCUGGCAGUCUUCCCUGGGAGGCGCAGGAGGUCUGACUGUUUUGCUUGUCUUCUGCGUGCGUUUUGGUCAUUUGAAAAGCAUGGCAACAUGAGUAACGAGUGUUACGUUUGUGGCUUCGACAGCCAUACCUGCAGUAGCGUCUUGGCCUUUUGUACUCGUAUUAGGCAUGCAAUUUGCAGUUGAGCGGUGUAAUCGUAUCGCAGAGAAGUGCGAGCGUUGGCCCGUUGUGCAAGACCACCCACUCACUGCAGUCGAAAGUUCCUCCGAAGUGAUCAGUUCCGAAUACUCUUCAGUUCGUUGUGUCUUCGAAAUAGUCGAUGACCCUGUCGGAUGGCAGUGUGAAACGUAAUCCAGCAGCGUGUGGGUCGUGGCAGCGUCUUGUUUCAGUUCCAGGCAGCGCUAACUUCUGCACGCGUGCCUGUGGACAGUUUGCAUGGGCAAGUUGUGUGGGAGGAAUGCCUCUGUUUGUGGCACGCUCUGUGGUGCAUCUCGCCGUCACGCACGUGUACAUAUUCUCCAAAACGUUGACGGACGUUUUUUUUUGACACUGAAACAACUUACACCGCGGCAACCUGAGAACAGACACGAAUCCGUGUUGGAAGUUUCUGUAGCGUCACUUGCGAAGCUGUGGAGCUGAAGGCUGUCUGUGUCUGUGGUAAGGAUAAGGGAUGCCGAGUGGCGGAACACGGGCAUUGAACUCCGAAGCGAACCUCUUGACGAGUAGGUCGCUUUGAAAGGCACAAAGUAGUGAACAAUAAAACGGUGCCACUCGAUC
Molecule: messenger RNA, 5113 nt
Organism: Toxoplasma gondii ME49
Lineage: Eukaryota; Apicomplexa; Conoidasida; Eucoccidiorida; Sarcocystidae
Product: transporter, major facilitator family protein
Exons: 1
Coding region: 1312-3078 (588 amino acids)
Biological process (GO): transmembrane transport
Molecular function (GO): transmembrane transporter activity
Source: RefSeq, a predicted model, not a curated record